Arachis duranensis is the source of this 513-nucleotide messenger RNA. Its product is annotated as putative protein FAR1-RELATED SEQUENCE 10. NCBI's taxonomy places the organism in Eukaryota, Viridiplantae, Streptophyta, Magnoliopsida, Fabales, Fabaceae. The record is from RefSeq and is a predicted model, not a curated record. Bases 1 to 513 code for a protein of 170 amino acids. The transcript has a single exon.
AUGAAUGAAGACGACACAAAUGUGGAAUCAAUGUUUAUCGAUCACGGCUUCGAUGAAAGGUAUAACAUUGAUUCAUUCGAAGACAUUGAGAUGAUUGAAUUUUGGAACAUCAGAGAUGAAGACGUAUGCCACUUUUACUUUUCUGAUGUCGAAACUGUAUUUGAGUUCUAUAAUAGAUAUGCAAGGACAAGAGGUUUUAGUGCUCGAAAAAGCGGCAGGACUAGGAAGAGUCGUAUGAGCGUACUUAAGUUGAAAAAUUUUGUAUGUUAUUAUGAAGGAUUUAGACCACAAAAUAAUUAUGACAUUGAAAACGUUAAGAAGAAAUCCAUGCCAGAGACAAGGUGUGGCUGUAGUGCAAUGAUGGAGAUUUGUUUAGAUGCACCUAGUGGCUGUUGGUUUAUUUCUUAUUUUUCUAAUGAACACAAUCAUCCGCUUCUGGAUCCUCGGUUGAUUGGAUUGCUUCGUGGGCGUAGACUCAUGUCCGAUACUGAUAUUGGUCACAUGAUUAAAUGA